This is a messenger RNA of Alligator sinensis (Chinese alligator), 5176 nucleotides long. It is a transcript of the gene ATG7, whose product is annotated as autophagy related 7. The record is from RefSeq and is a predicted model, not a curated record. The transcript has 21 exons. Lineage: Eukaryota; Metazoa; Chordata; Crocodylia; Alligatoridae. Gene Ontology annotation, molecular function: Atg8 activating enzyme activity; Atg12 activating enzyme activity. Gene Ontology annotation, cellular component: phagophore assembly site; cytoplasm. Bases 421 to 2820 code for a protein of 799 amino acids. Gene Ontology annotation, biological process: protein modification by small protein conjugation; C-terminal protein lipidation; piecemeal microautophagy of the nucleus.
CAAUGGAAUUAAACAAAAAUGCAUGAAAAAUUUGGCAAGAACCAAGGGAAAAACGUUGUUUUAAGAAGCAAAGUUUGUGCCUCUCAUUUCAUCGGCAUUGUAAAUGACACACCUAGCUAGCUAUAAUUAAGGCGUUACUACAUGGUAAUUUUAGGCGGCUCCUGGAGAUCCCAACAUCUGCAUUGUCCGCACAUUCACAUUCGAGACUGGUGUUAAGCACUCAGCGAUGCCCCACAGCUAGAGUAUCCGUUCCACCUCACCCAGCUCGUGUCACACUAAGGCGGGGUGGACAAAAUACCGCCUGCAGGCGGCACUCGGGAACUCUGGCCCAUAGCACUUCCCUCUGCCCCGCCGCCCCUCGCAGGCGCACAACAUCCCACGCCACGCCACGCCACCGCCGCAGCCCUACCCCAACUGCACAUGCGCGCCGCGCCUGUAGGUCGUGUGACCCAGGCACAAUUGCCACGUCCGCUCAUUCUGGCGGGCGUGUAUACGUCAUUAGGUCGCGCCGAGGGUGAUGCCGGAAGUAAACGCCGCCAGCUGUUCCUCUCUUGUGGGGAUGUGACAACACAAAAACAGAAAAAGAGAAAUAUGGAAAAGCAAAAAGAUUUGUCUGACUCAGUGGCAUAUGCUCAUGAAUUAAGUAAAAUAAUGGCAGCUACUGAGAAGCACAAUUCUGUGGAACCUGGAAUCUCAAAACUACAGUUUGUUCCCUUUACUAGUGCCUUGGAUGCACGAUUUUGGCAUGAAUUGACCCAGAAGAAACUCAAUGAAUACAGAUUAGAUGAGUCUCCAAAAGUUAUCAAAGGAUAUUAUUAUAAUGGUGAUCCUGUUGGUUUGCCAGCUCGUUUAACACUGGAAUUUAGUGCCUUUGAUGUGAAUGCUGUGACCCCAGCACGCUGCUGUCCUGCAAUUGGAACACUCUACAACACCAACACUUUUGAAUCCUUCAAAUCCUGUGAUAAGAAAUUGCUUUUGGAAAAAGCAGCCAAUGAGAUAUGGGAGGCAAUAAAAUCAGGGACUGCUCUUGAAAACCCUAUGCUCUUGAAUAAAUUUAUGCUGCUGACUUUUGCUGAUUUAAAAAAAUAUCAUUUCUAUUACUGGUUUUGCUACCCUGCACUCUGCUUCCCAGAUGGGAUACCAGUUGUGCAACAGCCAGUUCCUUUGGGGGAAAGGUUCUCUCCAAGUCAGAUUCAAGUACUCCAGAAGGCAUAUGAUAAACUUUGCCAGAAAGAAGGAGUUACAGCUUUGCCUUGCUUUUUAAUCAAGUAUCACAAUAAUUCUGUUUUGAUGUCCCUGCUUAAAAAUUGGAAUGAAUUUUUCCAAGAUCCAGGGGAGAAGGUGACAAUUGGAAUUUAUGAUCCAGGCAAUUUUGUCCAGUAUCCAGGAUGGCCGCUUAGAAAUAUACUGGUCCUGGUAGCCCAGAGAUGGGGUAGUCAUCUCCAUUCAAUUGAAGUGCUCUGCUUCAGAGACAGGACCAUGCAAGGGGUAAGAGAUGUAACGCACAGUAUCCUCUUUGAAAUAAAGCUUUCACAGCUGGCGCUGAGUCCAGUAGAUUGUCCAAAAGCUGUUGGAUGGGAGAAGAACCAAAAAGGAGGCAUGGGUCCAAGAAUGGUGAAUCUUAGUGAAUGCAUGGAUCCUAAAAGGUUAGCUGAGUCGUCAGUAGAUCUUAAUCUCAAACUGAUGUGCUGGCGGCUGGUGCCUACACUGGACUUGGAGAAGGUUGUAUCUGCUAAGUGUCUGCUGCUUGGAGCUGGUACGCUCGGGUGUAGCGUUGCCAGAACUUUAAUGGGCUGGGGAGUCAGGAAGAUUACAUUUGUUGACAAUGCAAACAUUUCCUAUUCCAAUCCUGUACGACAGCCAUUAUACGAGUUUGAAGACUGUCUCAGUGGUGGGAAGCCUAAAGCACUUGCAGCAGCAGACAGACUACAAAAAAUAUUCCCAGGAGUGAAUGCAAAAGGAUUUAAUAUGAGUAUCCCUAUGCCGGGUCACCCAGUGAAUUUUUCCAAAGUAACAAUGGAACAGGCUCAAAAAGAUGUGGCACAGCUUGAGCAACUCAUUGAUGCUCAUGACAUUGUUUUCCUGUUAAUGGACACGAGAGAAAGUCGAUGGCUUCCUGCUGUCAUUGCAGCCAGUAAGAGAAAGUUGGUCAUCAAUGCUGCACUGGGAUUUGACACAUUUGUUGUGAUGAGACAUGGACUAAAAAAACCGAAACAGCAGGAACCUGGUGAUUCAUGUUCCAGUAGUAUCACAAGCUCUGCUGAUCUCUUGGGAUCAUCACUCUUUUCAAAUAUCCCUGGUUAUAAGCUUGGCUGUUAUUUCUGCAAUGAUGUUGUGGCACCAGGAGAUUCCACCAGGGAUCGGACACUGGAUCAGCAGUGCACGGUCAGCCGACCAGGGUUAGCCAUGAUAGCUGGAGCCCUUGCGGUAGAGUUAAUGGUUUCUGUUUUACAGCAUCCAGAAGGUGGUUAUGCUGUUGCUAGCAGCAGUGAUGACAGAAUGAAUGAACCACCUACCUCUCUUGGGCUCGUGCCUCAUCAGAUUCGUGGAUUUUUAUCAAGAUUUGAUAACGUCCUUCCUGUGAGCCUGGCAUUUGACAAGUGCACAGCCUGCUCUCCCAAAGUCCUUGAUCAAUACGAACACCAAGGGUUCAAUUUCCUAGCAAAAGUUUUUAAUUCCUCACAUUCCUUCUUGGAGGAUCUGACAGGUCUGACUCUACUACAUCAGGAGACUCAGGCUGCUGAGGAACCUUUGAGAGUUCUGAGAGAGAGAGAGGAAAAAAAUCAUGGACUUCCAAGACAAGAUCUGGGACAUGAGUGAUGAUGAAACAGUUUGAAAGCCAAGUGAAUGAAGCGGAAGAUGGCCUACUUAGAUCUGUAUUGCUGUCUUUUAUCUGUCACUUGAUUUUUUAUAUAUUCUGACAGUUACAAAUAUAACUCUCAUCUUUGAUAUGAAUGGAACAUUAUCUUAACCUGAAAAGCAGUUCUGUUGUGGGUGCGAGUCUCCUCAUAUUUCCAUAUUUAUUGUAUGCAGGACCUAACUAGAGCAACGUGGUUAUAUUUAAAUGCCCAGUUUCUAUUUUUUCAGUUACUAAAUAUAGCUGGCAUACAUUUAGCCACUUAAAUAACUUCCAGUGUGUUUUCAUUUGUCCAUUUUCAUUGUAUCGUCAAUAGACCUGCCUAAAUAAUAUUGUCUUUUCUUCCAAAGAAGUAGUGUCAUUUUAUAAAUAGUUAAUAUUCAGAUUAUGAUAAUAUUUUCUUACAGCAGGUAAUUAAAUUACAUUGUUAUUUAAAGGAGCUGGGGUAGAAGAUGAGGUGGGUGAGUAAUUAAAAAUCCACCUACACCAAUUUUUUUACUGUGUCACAGAUUGUGUUUAUAACAUGCCCCUUAUCAUAUGAUAAUAGCAGGGUUUCUGUCUGUGCAGAUGGGAGCAACAGUUUUAAAUCUUAUUAAAGCUCUGUUAAGACCAGUAUUUUAGCAUGUUUCUGCACUGUGGAUAAAACAUUGUUUGAGCCUUACCUGGCAAGGAAGAACAGGGUUGGGGAUUCAAACAUUUAUAAAGGGAGCCAUUACAUAAUAACUCUUUUAGAGAAGGGUCUUUGGCUCGAUAAAGGCUGUAGAAAGAGUUUCUCUAACUCUUGUCAUUCUUAGAUGCUGUCAUUCAGUACUUCCCUGGGGCUCAAUAAAGCCCUAAUCUCAAAUCUGCUUGGUGAGUCUUUCAGUUUUAUACUUUGUAGCACCCAGAAGGGCUCCACAGAUGACUAGUUCUGCACAGAGCAUCACUGGAAAACCACUGAGAAAAGUUAUGGUUGUGAAAAGCAGAAUUUUAAAAUACCAAAGUAUGUUACUAUCCCAAAUCAAAUUUAUUGUUUUUCAUCUUGGUCUAAGUAAAUGAUAAUAAUAAUAACAACAUUAUUUUCCAUCUUAAGUCUAGUUUUUUUUUUUAAGUGAUCCAUGCAUUGCUUUGGAUUUGUCCAACCAUUCUUUCCUCAGUGUAUCAGGAAGAUCAGUAUAUCCAAUAAUUACGUUGUCUUCCUUCAGUUAAGAUAGAAUCCCUGGUUAUGUAAGUCACAUCAAUUUGUUUGGCCAGCUAAGCUGAUAUAUCCUCUGGUAUUCCAUAGAAAUAGAAGCACUAUAAGAUCUACCUAGGGCAGAGUGCAAUCCCCACUCAUGCAUUAUGGUUUUGAAUGAAGAUGUAUUGAAAUAGCUAGCUCUCAGCAUGAGAUGUUUAUAAAGUGUUCUCUUGUUUGUACCACUAUGAAAAAUCUCCGCAUUCAAGUUUGCAUUUUUUCCCAAGUGACCAUACAGGAAUGUCUCAUCUAGGUAGCUCCAAUGUAAUAUAAAUAUAUUCUUAUAAUCUAGUUAGAAAGAAAAGUCCUUAGUCUUAAAUAUAUUUUUGAAAAAGGAAGAUUAAUGAUGAAAUAGAAUCUGACAUCUUGAUGAUCUGAAAAAAAACAGUAAGACUGGGAAAAUUCACUGUGCAUUUGUAUACAUGGAAAAUGAUCUUUCAAUGGACAAACAAAAUACAUUUCAGAAAUAAGGCUAAAACACCUGAUUUCUCCUGCAUUCAAACCAUUCUGAAUUGUUAUUUUAUUCAUACCAUUAUCAGAGAAAUUAAUUUUAUAAAGCCUCAGUACUAUGGCAGCUGUCAGAGACCAGCCUAUAUAUGUUUCAUAGUUACUGAGAUAGUGACAUGCAAAAAUCUAUUUUGCGGUUGUGCAAUUUUAAUAAUCUGAAACUUGAAAAAUGGCUCCUGUGCCCCAGAGUUUACUAACAUGGAAAAGUCUUUUGGAUAUAUGAAACCUUGUCCAAACUACAGUUGUAGUAUAGUCUUACAAAUCUACAGUUGUACUGUAUUCUUACAAAUCUCCGAAUCUCUCCGAAUCGAUUUGGAGGGUUCUGAUUCGAUUCAGAGAGAUUAAAGGUUCUGGUUCUGAUUCUAUUCAGAUUCAUAGAUUUGGCCACCAAAUCAGGCCAAAUCUUCACCAAAUUGAAUCAGGGACUGAAGCUUCACACAGCCCUAGUAAGUAUCCAUUUAACUACCGCAGUAUGCAAGAUCUAGAGUAGGGAUGUGCAAAGCUUCAGUUGCUGAUUUGAUUUGGAGAAGAUUUGGCCCAAUUCAGCGGCUGAAUCAUCGAAUUGGGAGACCCAUUAAAAGCUCUGAAUCAAUUUUGAA